Molecule: messenger RNA, 240 nt
Organism: Octodon degus (degu)
Lineage: Eukaryota; Metazoa; Chordata; Mammalia; Rodentia; Octodontidae
Product: small ubiquitin-related modifier 2-like
Exons: 2
Coding region: 1-240 (79 amino acids)
Biological process (GO): protein sumoylation
Cellular component (GO): nucleus
Molecular function (GO): ubiquitin-like protein ligase binding; protein tag activity
Source: RefSeq, a predicted model, not a curated record
AUGGCUGAUGAAAAGCCCAAGGAAGAAGUCAAGACUGAGAACAAUGAUCAUAUUAAUUUGAAGGUGGUGGAGCAAGGAGGUUCUGUGGUGCAGUUUAAGAGUAAGAAGUGUGCACCUCUUAGUAAACUAAUGAAAGCCUACUGUGAACAACACGGAUUUGAUGAACAACCUGCACAGUUGGAAAUGGAGGAUAAAGAUACAAUUGAUGUGUUCCAGCAGCAGACAGGAGGUGUCUACUAA